AUGCGAGCAAUGAGGUCACUGGGUUCUGCCUGCAGAGUAGAGGGAACUGGCGGGGCUUUGACAGAGGCGGCAAAGAGGGGCGACGUGGCGGCCCUCGCGGCGUAUCAGAAGGCGGGUGCCGAUUUGAGCGCCAAAGUGCACCAUUUUGGCUACACUCUGGCGCACUGGGCCGCAAUGCGUGACCACGCCGAAGUGCUGCAAUUCCUCCAGGAGGCUGGUGCCGACCUCGAGGCGGCCAGCGACGACGGACGUACUGUCAUGCACUUUGCGGCAGCGGCCGGCAGCAUGGACGCGCUGCGCGUCCUGAUCCAGGCGCACGUGAACUUGAGUCCCGUGGACGUGUCCGGGGAAACGCCGGCCGACGACGCUGUCCAAUAUCAUCCAGAUGCUGAGGAGCUGAUCUUGAAGGAGCGGCAGGAGCAGGAACCGGCGAGUCCUUCUGCUCAGGAAGAUGGGGCUCCUGAGGUUAACCCGUUUUGGAGCGAGAAAGCGAAGAUGGAAAUCUCCAUCCAGAAGGCCCGCCCUCUUGAUCUGGUGAGAUGCGAUGACGAAGUUUUGGAGCCAGAUUACAAUGCUAGCGGCAAGGGCCGAGGAUUUUCCAGUUCACAAGGGAGUUCGGAAGUCAUCAAGGCUGCUGGUGGGCAGGCGACGGAUCCUGGGGUCAAAGGGCGUUUCUUUCAAGAACAAGUUGAGGAGAUCCAGAACUUAAAGACGAAGACCACAACCUCCUCUACCCGGCCCGAACAGACUGUACUGGGAAACUCCGUUCCGCAGACCCACAAUGAGCAGCCCGACUGGCUUACCAUGUCUCCUCUCAAGUCCCAACAGCAUGAAGCCUCUUUGGAAUCUGGAGAACAGCGCGAGCUGGCAACUGAACGGCGCUCUGUGCCGACAGCAGUGAGGGGUGAUGCUCCUGGCCUAGACGGCUUUGCAGGCUUUUGGGGAUUCUUCGGCAAGCCUCGAGAUCCCAGAGACCUCCACAACGUUCGGCACUGCAAGGAGGUCUAUCCCUCUGUCUCCGGAAGCCCAGAAAUCCCAGAAGAGUUCGGCCUACGAGAGGGUUAUCCUUUGCCCCCGGUGCCACCUCUGCCUCCUUUCGCCUCUGAGGGGUGGUCUUCCUGGAAUGCUUCGGACCCCCUUCAUUCCACUCACGACCUGGUUUUGGGUCAAGAGCCUCCACGUCAGUCCUCCCUCGAUAUGGAUUUUGGCCCAUCUGUUCACUCCCCGAUGGCUUUUCCCGGGGACAUGGUUCCGUCUAUGGACUUUGGACUUCAUUCUUUUACAGGGUUCCUUCGAUGGACUUUGGAUUUCAUUCUGCUGCGGGUGCUGGACCUCAUGGACUUCACCCUUGGUCGCAGCUCCGCCCACUUCUGGGGCGUGGAGCAACAGUCCAUCUCCUCCGAAGCAUCCUGCGUUUGGAGCACAACUUCCAGUGCCAUCCUGCCAUGCUGUCUCCUCCUGCGCGGGAGCGGCAAUGCCUCGAUACCAAUCGCCUCCUCCGAGGCCUCCUUCGUCCACUCCGCCUACAACCCUAACAACCCCACCGCGCUUGGAGAUUGGAUCGCAGUGGUCCAGCCGAUGAUUUCUUCACUGUCAGACACCGGAAGUGUCUGGUGGGGUUAUACAUACCAGGCGGCCAACCAGGCCUACGUGCGGUGGCUCUCCACUUCCCCGCUUGAAAGGCUGUCGAUCCAGAAGGAGUUUGAUCAGGUAAAUUUGGUGCAGCCCCAGCAUGCCUUGCUGGAACAGCGAUGCGUGACCUUGAUUCUUCAGGCAAUCCCGGAUGCUGUGAGGGUUGACAUUGUCGCCUCACGCCACCUGAGUGUGGCAGGAAUGAUCUUUCGUCUGAUGACGGUGUUUCAGCCCGGGGGAGCGUCAGAACGAUCAACCAUGUUGCGUUUUUUGGUGACGCCGAAGGCUGCUUCCACUUUGUCGGAGGCUGCAAAGCUGCUGAGGCAGUGGACCCAAUGGCGUAUGCGCCUGAAGCAACUGCACGCAGCAGAGCCUGACACCACGCUUCUGGUUAAGGGUUUAGAUGUCCUGACAGGAAAGGUGUUGCAGAAGCACUCCGCGAGCCUUUUCCGACUUGCCACUUUCCGUGAGCGGCUUGGGGUUGACUACCAGCCGACCUCCGACGCUGUGUCGGAGUUGUGUCGAAUGAUGCAGGCGGAGGUGGAGCACCUGAUGCACUCCACAGAUGACAAUCCUGUGAAGGAUGAGGUUCCGGGCCGAGGGGAUGAUGCUAAGAAGCAGCGCUUGCAGCGCUUGCAGACGUCUCCAAGUACCCCGAAGGCCAAGACUUCUCCAGCGGGACCCAAGUCGCCGGGUGCAGGCAUGAAACCUUGCAGAAGCUGGCUAACGGCUGGCGGUUGCACGUACGGGUCGUCCUGUCAGUUCUACCACGACCAGGAUGAAGAAAAGAUGCGGGGCCGAUGCUUCUGUUGCAGUGCCGAAGAUCACUGGGCGGACUCAUGCCCGGUGAAAGCCAGGUUAAAGGCGGAGGCUAAGGCGGCCAAUGAGGCAGAGGCUGCAGCUCCGAGUCAGGGGGAUGGCAACGCAGCCAUCAAUGCAGAAAUCUUGAGUGUGCUAAGGUCGAUCAAGACCAAGGCCUUGCGGCUUAGUGCUGUGAGCAACCCGACGGGCUACGGCUUGUUGGAUAGCGGGGCCUCCGCUUCUCUCCGCCAGGCAUCGCCUCAGGAAAUCCAGGAGUCCCGCCCGGUGAGCGUGUCUCUCGCGGUCGGCGAGGCUCUGAUGCAUGUGAACUCCGCCGGGACUUUGUUGGUCAGGGAGUCAGUGCAGCCAAUCUUGCCGAUGCAUGCGUUGCCGCUUUUGGGCUGUGAGAUCAACUGGACUGACCGGGGCAUUCACGUGCGGCAUCCAGGUCUCGGGAUCCUCCCGGUGAGACUCAAGGAUGGCACUCCUGAGUUGCCAGAGUUUCUGGUGCUUCGCCUGAUUGGCGAGUAUGAGCGCUUCCUCUUGCGCCGUGAGACCUCAAGGGCCGUAUCGCAACAGCUUUGGCAGCGAUCAGUUGGCCAGGAGGAGGUUGGGCUUUCGUCCCUAAGGGAGUGGGUUGCAGCCCAUGCGGCGGCAGAUUCGUGCAGCGAAAGUGAGCUGCAGCUGAUCGUUAAGACCCUCUUUCCUGGGCUCCCAGAAAGGUUAGCGUCUCAGGUUGCGGUGAGUCCCACCUUUGAUCCCUCCUGCGUUCCUUUCAACCGCCGGACCAGGAGACAGCUGUUUGACCCUCAGGUCCCAACCUUGGUGCAUCUGUUUGCUGGAAAGCAGCGGUGGCGACAUUCUGUCGGCCAAGUGCUUGAGGUUGAUAUUUCCAGGGGAUCGGACCUUCUUUCUGAUGAUGUGUUUGGCAUGCUGCUGCGGGCAGCCACCCUGGGUGUCAUCGAUGGGGUCGUAUGUGGCCCGCCAAGCAGGACCUUCAAUCCUGAAGCCCUGGCGUCCUCCUCGAAUGGCUUGAAGUUCCGAGGGGAAGAGGGGGAUGAUAGGUUUGGGUUUUCAGACCUCAGCCCGUCCGAUCGUGCUUUGGUUGAUCGGGACACCCUGUUGUUCCUCCGGUCUCUGCUGUUGACCUUUGUGGCCUCGUGUGCCAAAGAGAAGUUCUUCAACUGCUUGGAAAUGCCUGAGACUUCCACUGCGUGGGAAUGGCCCGAGUAUGAGAAUGUUUCUGUGUGUCUGGGGGGAUGGACCGCCAGCUUCGACCAGGGCACUCUUGGCCAUCCCUGCUCUAAGGCCACUGCCGUGUAUACCAGCAGCUUUCAGCUGUAUGAGUCUCUUCAUGAGCUGAAGCUUCCUCCAGAGGUGAUUGAAGCCCCGGCUUCUAACUUCUACGGCAAGGAGUGGGCUCCCGGGCUUGUUAGCCGGGUUCUGCGGGCCUGGGAUGACUACUGCUGUGUCAGCUUUGAGCGCUUGCAGGCUCACACCCGUGAGCGGGAAGGACUCCUUCUCAACUUGUGCCAGGAAGCCACUGUGGCGAAGAUGUCACCCGAGGUUUGGGAAAGGCACUGCCAAGCAGAUCAUUUGCCGUAUCGCAAUGAUUGCCCAAUUUGCAUUCAAGGAGCUUCCCGCGAUCGCUCCCACUUCACGAAGCAUCCGCAUCUGUUUGAGCUCUCCAGUGAUGUUGCGGGUCCGUACCACAAGGGCCGGGACUUUGGAGGAGCGUGCAGGUAUUUUGUGAUUUUCACAAUAAGGGUGCCGGUCAAAAGUGAUAAGAAGGAGUGGCGGGAUAAGUCUUCUGAAAUAGCUUUCCAAGAAAAGGUUGAUGAGGCUAAGGCCCAGGAUAAGGAGGAUCCCCAUGCAAGCUUGAUCUACCAGCCGGUGUACACAAAGCUUGGGGAUGACUUCCUUGAAGAGCCAAGCUCGGCCGUUGGGGUUUCUUCCACGCCGGGGGAGGAUGACGACUCAGCUCUUCCUGUGAGCUUUGAGGUUAAAUCUCCUCACAAGCCUCCGCCGCUUCAGCCUGAGGGCAGUGACUCUGAUGAUGGUCAAGAGUUUGUGACUUUGGUGUGGGCUGAGCCGCUGAAGACCCGCCAGUCCUUCAAUGUGCAGCUUGCAAUCAUGCGUGCUGUUGCCCGCCUCCGAGCGUUUGGCAUUCCGUGCUUUCGCUUCCAUAGCGACAGGGCUCGGGAAUACUUGAGUGAUUCGCUUGAAAGGUUUCUAGCCGAGCAGGGCAUUCACUCCACGAGGACAGCCCCUGAGGAUCAUCCCUCAAACGGCGCCGCUGAGGUCGCGAUUCGAGAAGUCAAGCGAGCGGCCCGCAGAGCUCUUCUUUCGGCGAAUCUGCCUUCGUGCCACUGGCCCACGGCAGUGAGACAUGCCGGAGAAGUGAUGUGGCGUAAGGGCCUUGUUCGUUUGGGUGGUGCGGCCAGGUCUUUGCUGGCUUACGGCACGCCUGUUGAGGCUCGUAAGCGCCUUCGCCACAGGGAUGUUUGGAUGUCCCGAACUCGGUCUGGAGUCCUGAUUGGCCCGGCUCCGCAGACCUUGUCUUCGUACCUUGUGCUGUUUGAGGAUGACACGGUGUGCAUUACGUCGGCGGUGUAUCCUGUUGAUUACCGGCCGCGCCCUCCGUCUGAGCCUGCUGAGCCUCCUCUUAGGCCGAAGCCCUUGUCGGGUUCCAGCACAGGUGCGUUUUUGCCGACGCCCCACUACCGUCACGGCUCCAAGGGCCCUUCUGUUCGGGUCACGUUGCAAGGCCCUUCUCUUCCUGCUGCGGGGGGGAUGAGUGCCAUAGCAGAUUUUUCGGAUUUUUACGGUUCGGGCGAAUUUUCCCGUCGGAGUUUUUCUGAGUCUGAGGAUUCCUUGAAAGCUGGUUCGGAUGGGCCGGUUGACUUCUUGUCAGAUUCGUCUGACUAUCCACAGACAGCUGGGAUGCCGGAAGUUCCCCAGCAGGAGUUCUCGACCUUGCAAGGUGUCUGUGAAGAUCCAGCUGCGUCUGAUGAGGUUUUUUCUUCUGAGAAUAGAAGGGAAUCCGGAGAGGACUCAUGUUCAGAGAGCCCGGGGGAGAUUGCAGAAACCCGUGAAGCGGAUGACGCUCCGGGAGUGCCGCCUACCAAUUUGGGCGAGGGUUCAAGAAGCCCGGGGGAGCCUUGUGGGCAUCGGGUUCUAAGGUUUGUGGGUCCGAACCCACAGCGUAUGCCUGAGGCCAAUCCAGCCCCUGGUGGCCGAAAUGUGCAAGGCAUCAACCGCCGCGUGCUUCAGGUCUCCUUUGCCUACAUGUCUCCUGAGCAGUGGGCAGCGGUGUGUUAUCUUGAAGAGGAGGAAUUUGAACGUCAAAUGUCGGACUUUACCCGCUUCUUGGAUCCUGGUGAUCCUGUUGAUGGGGAUACCGAAAUCCCCUUCCUCCUUCUUCGGGGUACCUUGAGAAAUCACCGCUGGGAUCGUUAUCCCACCAUGGAAUAUCAAGAUGCCGAUGGCCGCCGGGCCCCAUUGUUUGAGGUUCUUCAGCACCAUGAUGAUGAUGGCUGGUAUGCCGAUGAUAGCGCAUUUGGGGAUAGGCUAGUUGCCUUCACCAUAAGGGACUUUCGGACCUAUGAGAUUCGGGUUGUAGUCUUGCGACUCUUUGAACAGGAGCCACCCAAUCCCUUGGCUGUGCCUGGUCCCAUUGACCCGCCUCAUAUUCGGGCAUUCCGAGUGAAGGACGAGGCCUCCAGUGCCUCAGGGUCCUACAGCGCUUCAUCUAGCCAAGGCUAUCCACCACCAAUGCUUGCUGAGACCUCGAGUGCUGCCGACCGUCCCGGCCAAGGCUACUCGUCACCCAUGCCUGCUGAAGCUCCUGCGGUCCCAGACCCGUCUGGUUCGGUGUCCAGCUUUUCUUCAGGAUCGCUGGAUGUGUCAGCAACGGGCCCGGUGUCUUCUAGUUCUGGGAACACCUCCACUGUGGAUACUUACUCCACCCUGCAAUCUAGCAUCGCUGAAUGGACCAUUGAUCCUCCCAGCAAUCCUCUAUGCCACAUGCUCCAGUCAGGUGCACCGCUGAGCCCUUACAUCAUUCAGAUUGGGCUGCAGGGCUGUGUGGAAGUUCUUGAGAAUGAUGAUGAUCUUGAAAAAACGUUGCAUUAUGCAAUUCGGGGUUUCCAGUCCGAGCAACGAGGAGGCCGUAUGCUUCCCAACGCUCUUGAGCCUAAGGUUGGCUGGAUUGUGGUUGGAGCUAUGAUAGCCCGUUGGUUAGAGGAUAAUCCUGAAAGUGCGGGUGGCUAUGACGUCCCUGAAAGGGUUAAAGCCAUCGCCUUAGGAACAGCCACUUCCACGGUGCCUGAAGCCCCCGCCCCGUCGAUGUAUGACUUUUGGUUGAAAAAACUUGAUCAUAAUGAUAGAGCGGAUGUGAAUGUCCCAACUCCGCGAUGGGACCGCCGGUAUGCAGUGCUGAGUGAUCGGGAAGCAGAACGACUCCAACGUGGUCGUCCAGUCGAUGAACCAGCCAGUGGCUGGAAUGAGCUCGAUCUGCAAAACUUUGGCUGUUUGCUUCACACCAUGCACAACCCCGAGCAUGCCUUUAUGAUAGGACUGUUUGCCCUUCGAGGUCGAAAUUGGGCUGUCAUGCCUGAGGUGCGUAUGAUUUGGGAUCACCGGCAUACCAAUUCUCCUGUGCCCUAUGUGUUUGGGUACCAGCCCGGUGGCUUGAAUGAUCAAAACACUGAGUACGAGCUUGACCUCCUUGGCGUCGUAGAAACCGAAAGGGUCGUCGACUUUGAAGGCGAACCCAAUCGUCGCGCCUACCUUUACCGGGCCAUCCGAUAUGGCCAACCCCCUCAGUGGUUUCUGAUCGAAAGUAACAUGAUAUGGCAAGAUCGGUUCCGCUCUUCUGAAGAGACCGGUCGCAACCCAGUUCCCAAUCCCCAAGGGCCUCCGCCCUUUGAGAACAGGAGAGAUCGUUCUCCGCGUCGGGACCCUGAUGCUGGGCCUGCCUUUCGUGUUGCUCGGCUCUUCUCUAACUCUGGCGGUUCCCCGUCGGCAACAGAAGCGUUCUCUCCGUGUGAGACCUUCUGCAAGCAGGUGCUUCUUGAAGGAAACUCCGUUUCCACGGGUCAGCUUGCAAAUGCUAUCCGUUUGUACGUUCAAGAUAAGAAAGCGAUCAAUCGGAUCGCGAAGCGCCCUCUUGCCGGGAACCAGAAAGACGAAGCUUCAGGAGCAACGCUCCCUCCUUGGUUCUGGUCUUCCGGGGCUUGGGUUUUCAGUGCUAAGGUUGGAAUCACCAAUACGGUGCAUGAGUGCCCGUGGCUCACUCGCCUUCUUGCUGUGAGCCUCUUCCACCGCACUGGGCAUUGCUUUGCCUCCGUUGGCUUUGUCGUCAACAUUGAGUCAGAGAUUCAUCGGGACUCUCACAAUUCCCUUGAGUCAAUGAAUGUGGUUUGGAAUGUCGGGCAAGGCUCAGGUUCUCUUGAGGUCCGGGGCCAUGAGAUGCCUCUUCCGCCAAAUGCCUGGCUUAGUUUCCCCCCGCGUGAUCUCCAUAAGUCUGGAAGUUGGGAAGGAGAUAAAAUCCUGGUUUUGGGCUACACCCCUAGAUCUCUUGAAAAGUUAACUUCUUCUGAUCUUCUAAGCUUGAGAUGGGUGAAUAUGCCAAUCCAGGACCUUGAGCCUCUGUCGUCGUCUUCCGUCAUCGGAGAACCCUCUCCUGGAGACGGUGUGUCGAAGUUGCUUCCAGAUGAGUGUGAUUCAGGUGAAGAGGAAGCAGACCUCCCGGCAGAGGAAUCUUGGAGUCAGGUGACUCAGGGAUAUGAGCAAAUGCACCAAGCAGUGACGCAUUUCUUGAAGUCACUGCAACGAUCUGUUGUGGGCGCUUCUUCCGAAGGCCCAGUUGACCCUAUCACCUUGCAGGCGAUGCGCGAAGCUUCCUCCCUUCGAAAUGAGUUGGGCUGGCAUCUAGAACUUGCGCGCCUGUACGGCUGCGAUGAGCCUGUCAGUUCCUCCUCGUGGAGGGUGUGUGCCGCUGCCCCUGCAGCCGAACAUCUUGAGUCUCAGCCCUUGCUGCAUACCCGUAUCGUCUCGAAUGAGGAAGUCCGUGAGAAACUGCAUGAAUGGCGUGAUGCCAUGAAAGCAGAGUGCGAUUCCUUAAUUUCGAAGGGUGCUGUUGAGCUUGUGGCAGACAGUCAAGUUGAAAAAUGGAUUUUAGAUGGUGAAGAUGUAGAGAUCCUCCCCGGCCGGGGUGUUGCCACUGAAAAGCCCCCUGUAGCUCCCGGAUCCACUAAAAGGAAUAAGUAUAGAGCUGUAAUUUGCGGCAAUUUUCAAAAGUGGUCCGAGGAAAGGGCGGCAGAGUCCUUCUAUGCCGGAGGAGCGGAUUCUCUUUCGAUCCGCACUGCCUUGAGAUGGGCGGGCAUGAGGAAGCACGGUGGUUCAGGAACUGAUGUCAAGACUGCCUUCCUCAACGCUCCUCUUGAUGAGCAGGAGGCAGAGUAUCUGAUCUGCAAUCCACCUAAGGUGCUGUAUGCCGCGGGAGUUAUCCCGAGGGGCUAUAAGUGGAGAGUCCACGGUGCUCUCUAUGGACUCCAGACCUCCCCUCGUGCUUGGUCCCGCCUCCGGGACAAAACCUGCAGAGUCCUGACCUGGACCGUUGAUGGCGAGAACCGCCACUUGCAACAGUGCGUUGCUGACCCCAACAUUUGGCUCGUCAAGUCCCCUUGCGGUGAGACUGUUGCCUUAAUGUGUUGGUAUGUCGAUGACCUCCUAGUGUUGGGACCCUGGUCGGAGCGAUCUGCUCUUCUUGAAAAAAUCAAGGCCACAUGGGAGUGCAGCGCAUUUACGCAUACUGAAGAUGGCCCAGUUGAAUAUUGCGGUCUUGAGAUUUCGGAGUCUGCGGAUGGUCUCUUGAUUGGGCAGACCAAGUACAUCAAGGAACUCUUGAAGAGGCACAACGUGCAGGGGAGUGCCAAGUCUCCAUGUGCCGCGUGGUCAGCCAACUUCGAUGAUGGCGAAAGCCGUGAUGACCCGGUUGAUCCGGAAGCGGUUAAGGCCGCUCAAAGCAUAACUGGUGAGCUACUGUGGCUCUCAGUUCGAGCGCGCCCCGAGCUGUCUUUUCCAGUCAGCCGCAUGGCACAGUUGACCACCAAGAGGCCAAAGGAUGCGCUAAGCAUUGGGCAGGGAGUGUUGCGUUUCUUGAAUUCUUCACCCUCCCAGUGCAUUGUGUAUGGCCCUCCUCCUGGAGACUGCGGGGCCUCUCAACAGUAUCCAAGGCCCGUCGUUGAAACGACGUUGCAUGCUUUUGCAGACGCCUCUUUUGGGCCAAGUUCAGGCAGAUCCCACCAGGGUCUGCUAGUGUGCUGGGCUGGAGCUCCGCUCCACUGGGAAUCUGGCCGCCAGACGCUGACUGCUCUGUCAACCGCUGAGAGCGAGCUGAUCAGCUACGUCUGUGUUGUGCAAGCAGCUGAAGCUGUUGAGGCCUUGAUUGGGGAGAUCUUUCCAGAGCCCCUUACUCGAUCCCUCUUCGGAGAUAAUUCUUCAGCAAUAAGCAUUGUAAGCGGCCCCCCAACUUCCUGGAGAUCCCGCCACUUAAGACUUAGGUCCCAUGCCCUACGUGAAAGGAUCGAAAAUGGUGUUUGGACGGUUUAUCACUUAAGCGGCUUGCUGAUGCCCGCCGACAUCCUUACAAAGGCGAUGACAGCCUCAAAGUUCGGCGACAUGUUGCCGUUUUUAGGGGUUAAGAAUCCGUCUGAGGAUUGUAGGUUGCGGCUAGCUGCAGUGCUGGCAUGCUGUGCCCUGCUUCUGAAAGGGCAAGGCUCUCCUGAGCCUGAGGGUUGGGGUUGGGUUAUAGUGUACCUUACGGUUGUGAUCUUAGCCUACGAGGGUUUUAGGUCCUUCCUUAGGAGGUUCUUAGGCUUAGUUGCGUACGUGUUCCCAGGCCUCGGUGCUCGAUUUCCCGGGGUUCUGGAUGUGCAUUCCUCGCCCGAUUCUGGGACCACGCAGCAACCUGCCGCAAGCACCCCGCCUUCCUCUUCCACACAGUUGCCAGUCCCUGGUGCUCGACUUCCCAGGGGUUCGUCCUCCUCCAUCGGUGCUCGACUUCCCGGUGGAGCCUCUUUAUCUUCUAGAUCCACUUCGAAUCUUCGAUCCAUCGGAGUGAAUACCAAUCCUGAGGACUACGCUCCUCUUCCUCCUGUUCUUCCAGCUGCUCCUGCAGCUGCCUACCGUCAUCCAAUCGACCUGGUGAGCCAUUCCACCUCCAGCGGCUCCCACUGGCAUCAAAAUCCCGAGUGCUACCAUCUCCGAAACCGGGAUCAUUCAUCGCUGCUUCCGUGCAGUGACUGUGUGGUUGGCCGCACGGUCUUCCAUACUAAUCUCCCUACUGGACUUCGACGCCGCAGGGGAGGGUGA
Messenger RNA from Symbiodinium sp. CCMP2592, 10812 nucleotides. NCBI's taxonomy places the organism in Eukaryota, Dinophyceae, Suessiales, Symbiodiniaceae. The record is from the annotation of a GenBank genome assembly.